Molecule: messenger RNA, 1877 nt
Organism: Archocentrus centrarchus (flier cichlid)
Lineage: Eukaryota; Metazoa; Chordata; Actinopteri; Cichliformes; Cichlidae
Gene: agk
Product: acylglycerol kinase
Exons: 14
Coding region: 263-1534 (423 amino acids)
Biological process (GO): ceramide biosynthetic process; phosphorylation; sphingosine biosynthetic process
Cellular component (GO): mitochondrion; membrane; cytoplasm
Molecular function (GO): ATP-dependent diacylglycerol kinase activity; ceramide kinase activity; acylglycerol kinase activity
Source: RefSeq, a predicted model, not a curated record
GAUAUUUAUAUGACACUUAUAUAAAGCAAUACUUGAGAAAAAUGCGACUAGAGAUAGUUCUGAUGUAAAACAACCACAAGCGGAACCAGGCGCUUGAGGGUCUUGUUUUGUUCCCUACUGUUUUGACGUUGCACCAAAUGUCCAUGCGAGUCUUACAACUGCGAGACUGUGACCGCUAUGAUGAAAAUGUGUUGUUUAUGACUUUUAAUGAUCUGUACCACCGCACUAAAACUGGGGUUUUGAAGACAGUUUGAGCACACUCAUGGCUCGCGUUGUUAAAGUAUUUCGGACAUUGCGUAAUCAUUGGAAGAAGAGCACAUUUGCUGUGUGUGUCUUGUCCUACGGGGGAUACUGGCUGUAUGGUAAACACUGUGAUAAUGUCCUGCGCAGAGAAGCGUGUCUAUUAGCCAGGGAAUAUGGACAGCAGCAGAUAGCACCACAGGAGCGGCUGAGGAAAGCAACUGUGAUUUUGAACCCUGCGGCUUGCAGUGGGAAAGCCAAUAACCUAUUUGAAAAGAAUGCUGCUCCUAUUUUACACCUGGCUGGUGUGCAAAUUACAGUAGUCAAGACGGACUAUGAAGGCCAGGCAAAAAAAAUGAUGGAGGUUAUGGAAGAAACAGACAUGCUUGUUGUGGCUGGAGGGGACGGCACCUUGCAGGAAGUCAUCACUGGUUUACUGAGAAGGCCAGAUCAAGACACCUUCAGUAAUACACCAAUUGGAUUCAUUCCACUAGGCUCUCACAAUUCCCUCAGUCCAAGUCUUCAUCUCAUCAGUGACAACAAGGUCAAGGAUAUUACAUCAGCAACACUGUCCAUACUGAAGGGAGAAACUGUACCGCUCGAUGUGCUGCAAAUCAAAGGAGAGAAAGAACAGCCCGUCUUUGCUCUGAUGGGACUGCGUUGGGGUGCUUUUAGAGAUGUGGCUUCAAAGAUCAGCAAAUACUGGUACCUUGGACCACUGAAAACGAAUGCAGCACAUUGGUUUACCACUCUAAGGGAGUGGCCUCUGGUCCGGGAUGUUUCUGUAUCCUAUUUGGCUCCCACACUUCGGCCCCCUGACCUCCCCCUUGUGAAGGCCCCCAGGCCAAACCUGCUCCACCGCAUCAUCCGCAGGCUGAAGAACUACUGGAACCCACCAGCUGAAGAGCCUCCAAAAGUGGAAGAGCCAGAGAAGUGGGAAGAGCAACAGCUGUCGACGUUAGAGUUCUUUAUUCAAACACACAACAAAAACCCAGUGGAGAGGCGUAUCUAUGACUCCCUCAGGAUCAAUGCAGAGCCCAGCAGCUUCACUGUGGGCGAGUUCAUUACUGCUGGCAAUAUAAAAGCAGCAGACCCAACUAUAUUCACUGAAAACGCCACAAAACUGGAGGCCAGUGCUUGCCAGCUGCAGCUGCCAGAGGGUGCAACUGGCUUCUACAACAUUGACAAUGAGGAGUAUGAGGCCAUGCCUGUGGAGGUAAGGCUGUUGCCACGGAAACUCCGCUUCUUCAUCAGUGCCGAGCGCAGAGAGCAGCUCCUCUCACAGAUCCAAUGAUGAGAAAACACAAAAGCAGAAAGAAGACAUCAAACUGAAUUCGAGGGGGAGAAAAGGACCAGAUGCCAUCAAAUCCAGAGAUCAUUUUGAAAAUGGGUUUUUGCUUCACCGGCCGUUUUUAAAUGAUCAUAAUGUGCUAAUGGAGUCUGUUUUACUCCAUGUAAACAUAAAAUAUUCAGUAUGGGACUUAUUUGAUCCAGUUACAAAAAAGGAUUGCCUUAGAGGCUCUAUGUGAAAGGACCAAGGCUUCUUUUCUAAGCCAGUAACCCAUGUUCAGGUUGUCUUACUUUUACUGAAUAGUUUACUAUUAACAUGGUCAAUAAAAAUAAUGUCUGCCCACUUC